AAACACACAAACCAUUCAUUUCACACUCAUUGUAUUCUCUCUCUUUGUUUUUCCUCUCCUUUCUAAAUCUCAAAAUCUCUGCUCUACAAUCACAACUACUCAAUGAAAUUAAUUGUACUUCUUAAAUAACUCUAAUUAAUAUCCAUUCUUUUUCACAUCACUAUUACUAUCAUCACUAUUAUAUAUAUUUCUCAGUUUUUUCUUAUCCUUAAAAAUUCUCAUUUAGUUGUGCUAUUACAUAACCUAAUUAUAUAACUCAAGAUCAAGAAGAAAAAGAGUGUAGUACAUAUUGAAGACUAUAUGUAUUUAUAUAGAUAGAUAUAUAGAUAUAGAAAAAUAUAGUUGUGUUAGGAUGGAGCUAUUCCCAGCACAACCAGAUUUAUCAUUGCAAAUUAGUCUUCCAAACAGCAAACAAACAUCAAGUUGGAGGAGAAAUACAGAUGAUCAAGAAGAGUUGAAUGAUUUAGGAUUUUGGAAAAGAGCUUUGGAGUCCAAAACAGAUGCAAAUUACACCUUUGACCCUACCCUUUCUAAUCUAAGGGCACCUUCUUCUUCUUCUUCUUCUUCAAACCUCUACAAUCUCAUACCUAAUCCUUUUCAAAACACUAAUAAUUCCAACAACAACUCUUUUCAACCAUUUCAUCGAAAACAAAACAAUUACCAAAGCCUAAGUGAUGAGCUAGGGUUUCUUAAACCUAUAAGAGGAAUUCCAGUGUAUCAUCAAAACCCUAAUCCUCCUAUUGCUUUAUUUUCUCAACCACAACCACCUUUUGAUGCUUCUACUUCAAGUUCACCAGCAGCUUUUCAUCCACAUACUUCGAUGAGAUCGAAGUUGUUGCCGAGGUUUCCUUCAAAGCGUAGCGUCAGAGCUCCGAGGAUGCGUUGGACUACCACUCUUCAUAAUCGCUUUGUUCAUGCUGUUGAACUUUUAGGUGGCCAUGAAAGGGCUACACCCAAAUCAGUUCUUGAGCUGAUGGAUGUAAAGGAUCUAACCUUAUCACAUGUUAAAUCUCAUUUACAGAUGUACCGGACUGUGAAAAUUACAGAUAGACCACCAGCAUCAUCAGGUCAAUCUGAUAUGUAUGAUAAUGGUUCAUCUGGAGAAACUUCUGAAGACUUGAUGCUUGACAUAAACUCUUCAACAAGGUCUAAUGAUCUGCCAGUUAAGUUGGAUGCAGAAAUUACUAAUCAAGAUAAAGAAAAACAUAGUAUUUGGAGCAAUUCUUCAAGUAACAGGGAAGCUUGGUUGCAUGGUAAGCCAAAGGUCCAUCCUGUUGGAAAUGUGUCUUCUAUUGAGGAAAUGGAUCCAAAGUGUGUAAGCAACGAAAGAUAUUCAUCAGAUGGAAGCUCUUCCUCAAACAUUUCGGGAACAAGCUUAAAGAAUCCAAAUUUGGAAUUCACAUUAGGCAACUCAGUUUGAUGUCUCUCUUGUGACUGACUUAUAAUAAGCACUAAUCAUUUUGACAUAAAUAUUUUAAGUCUCAAAAAUGACAAGAUCAAGAGCUAGCUAGAGUGUUGGAAGAAGAAUUAGGUUCCUGCAAAGAAAAUCAGAGAAAAAGAAAGCUAAAAGAAUACAAAAGGAAAAAGUAAAUGGAGCUAAAGAAAGAGAAAGGGAAACAAGAAAGGCAUAAAGCAACGAAGAAAAGCACAUCCUUCCAAACAAAGCUCUUGUAAGAUUAAUAUAUCAAAUCUAAUUUGAUUUGUAUGUAUGCCUUGCAAAGAGAGAAAUUAAUGGGCAUAAGAGACGGUUUUGAUGUCUCAAAGUGUGAUAUCUAUGUUAAUUGUAGUGGAGCUAGGAUUUUAAAUUUAUUAGAUGUUUUAUUGUAUUAGUACUUUCUCCCACCUUAAUUAAAAAGUAAAAAUUAUUAGCUUCACA
Medicago truncatula (barrel medic) is the source of this 1876-nucleotide messenger RNA. RefSeq names its product probable transcription factor KAN2. Gene Ontology annotation, biological process: regulation of DNA-templated transcription; abaxial cell fate specification. Gene Ontology annotation, cellular component: nucleus. The record is from RefSeq and is a predicted model, not a curated record. The transcript is spliced from 6 exons. NCBI's taxonomy places the organism in Eukaryota, Viridiplantae, Streptophyta, Magnoliopsida, Fabales, Fabaceae. The coding region runs from base 353 to 1420 and encodes 355 amino acids. Gene Ontology annotation, molecular function: transcription cis-regulatory region binding.